Messenger RNA from Drosophila yakuba, 982 nucleotides. It is a transcript of the gene nxf4, whose product is annotated as nuclear RNA export factor 1. Gene Ontology annotation, cellular component: nucleus. The transcript has 2 exons. The record is from RefSeq and is a predicted model, not a curated record. NCBI's taxonomy places the organism in Eukaryota, Metazoa, Arthropoda, Insecta, Diptera, Drosophilidae. The coding region runs from base 86 to 760 and encodes 224 amino acids. Gene Ontology annotation, biological process: poly(A)+ mRNA export from nucleus. Gene Ontology annotation, molecular function: RNA binding.
ACACCUCGAAAUAACUUCACUGAAGGUCCAUUGAGCCACUCUACUCCGAAAUCCGAAAAAGGCAAAUCGCCACUGGAGCCCAAGAAUGUUGCGAAGCUGCCCAGUUCUGAACCCCUUGAAGAUAAAUCCGCGGUAUAAGCACACAGGCGGAGAACAGGAUACGGCUGAGGACUCUGGCGCCCUCUUCACGUUCUUCGUAGACAGUUACGACGUUGCAAGUGCUUUGUUUCGCCGUGGAUGGCUGGAUAAUCGGGUCUGGUUGAAGGUCAGUGACCAAAUGCCCAAGAUCUGGAUUAACGCAUUCUUUAGGCUGCGGUUGACAAGAGUGCUGUUGGAUAGGUAUAAUCAGGAUGAGCACCGCUUGGAUCUCACGCUGUUUUAUAAAGAUGAGGCCUUGGAUAGAGACUUUUGCGCCCUCGCGGAAUCUCACUGUUUGAGCACGGUGCUCGGGAUUGUAGGGAGGGAAAUGCCGGAGCUAGAGGUUCUGAUUUUGGAUAGGAAUCACCUGACCAAUCUGUGGGCCUUUUCACUAAUGGAGCAUCGCUUUCCCCGACUUCAGAGCAUAUCUUUGAGACAGAACAAUAUCGGAAACGUGAAUUCGUUGCGGGUUUUCCAGUUUCUUCCCCUGACCGAACUGAACCUCCAGAACAAUCCUUUGCCCGCCGGUUACGAAAGGGAAGUCCGAGAUAUUUGGCCAAGUUUGCAGGUGCUCAACGAAAUACAAGUGACCCCCGACCCGAAAAUUAUACAAUUAUUUUAAAGAUCGUUGCAACUUACGGACAUCAAUGUAGAACAUAUAUAUUGGGGCUCAAGUCCUGGAGGCAGCAGUCCUUGAUCAGUCAAUGAUCUCUGUAUUCGUUGAAGAUUUUGAUUUACUUAAGAAAGAAGAAUUCCUCUGUUGUCCUAACAUAAAUUGGUUAUGAAUCGCUUAACAAAUCGGGAUAUAAAUACAUUGACACAUUUUGAUUAUGCACAGUUACAA